AUGAAGUUGAGUCUUCAUCUAGACAUCCCUGGUAUGCGCCCAUUUGAUCUCGAAAUGCGGCGCCGACUAUGGUGGCAGAUCUGUACUUUGGACGUUCGCAUCGCCGAAGAUUUCGGCGGUGAACCAUUUAUCCUUGAACCAAGCCUUCAUGCAGAGCUACCACUCAACAUUAAUGAUACUAGCUUAGAUCCUGAUAUAAGCGAACUGCCAAGCCCACAACCUGGGAGGAGUGAGAUGCUGUUCAGCCUGGUUCGAUUCGAAGUGAGCAACUUCGCGCGCCGAAUUGCCUUUUCGGACAGAUUCUGCCAGAGCAACGGCUAUCCGAUGCUGAAUGAAGAGCAAAAGUGCCAAUCAGUGGACCAAUUUAGAGAGCGCAUUGAGAAGCAGUACCUAUCCUAUUGCCACAAGGCAGUUCCAUUGGAUUAUAUCACGGUUAAGAGCAGUCGACUCAUUCUUGCAAAACUGAAGUUGGCCGCUUGCAAGCCGCGCGCCAACCAGAAUCACGGUAUUCCCUUACGAGCCAACUAUCGCAAAGCUUGCGAGGAAGUAUUGGAACACGUUCACGUCUUGCGUAGGUAUAGCAAGGGGCGACGAUGGCUGUGGCUAUUUCAGACAUACGUGGAAUGGGAUGUUUUGGCGUAUCUUUUAUUAGAUAUUUGCAUCUCACUCUCAUUACCACCCUCCAGCGAGCCGUUAACUGUACCAUGGGACGUCAUCGAUGAAAGUUAUAAUCACUGGAAAAAUAGCCCAGAUGUUUAUCGGGACCGCCGCUGGGCUAAUAUCGAGAAACUUCGCUCACAAGCGUUGUUCGUAAUAGAGAAGGCGCAAAAUACGACACCAGCACCCCAGACAAAUCCAUCUUGCUCCGCUCAGCGCCAGUCCAAUGCCAUGUUAGGCACCACCGUCGCGGUGCAGCAACAGUAUGAGACAAGUCCAGAUGCUACGAGCAGCCAACGUACUGCUACUACGGCGGAAAGUAUACAAACUCCUCUGUAUUUGGAACCUAUGGAGAGCAAUGCACAGACACAACAAUCCCGCAUUAUCAAUCUCCAAAUCUCCGAGUCUAAUAAUUCGGCUGAUCAAGCGCCCCAGAUGUGGACUCUCGCAGAGGCAGCUUCAGCGGAAGAAGUUCAAGUUCCAGCUGAUACAACAGACUUACCCGGAGCAGGGACCGUUUGUGAGUGGAGUAGUUAUCUCAUAGAGAGGUACUGGGAGGUUGCCGGACAGGGAUAUGACAGCUCUAACGCAUGA
Trichoderma virens Gv29-8 is the source of this 1251-nucleotide messenger RNA. RefSeq lists its product as uncharacterized. The transcript has a single exon. Bases 1 to 1251 code for a protein of 416 amino acids. Lineage: Eukaryota; Fungi; Ascomycota; Sordariomycetes; Hypocreales; Hypocreaceae. The record is from RefSeq and is a predicted model, not a curated record.